Molecule: messenger RNA, 811 nt
Organism: Halichondria panicea
Lineage: Eukaryota; Metazoa; Porifera; Demospongiae; Suberitida; Halichondriidae
Product: cleavage and polyadenylation specificity factor subunit 4-like
Exons: 6
Coding region: 38-772 (244 amino acids)
Molecular function (GO): RNA binding; zinc ion binding
Source: RefSeq, a predicted model, not a curated record
CCCAGCAAGCUAGCUGUAGCUUUUAUACAAUACAAAGAUGCUUGCCGAAGUGAUAGCGGGUGUGGAUGGUUACAGCUUUGAAAUAGAGGUGGCUCUGGACAAGCAGCUUGGUGCCAGACCAUUGCCAUUCGCUGGGAUGGACAAGAACAAGGCUCCACUGUGUGAGCUGCACUUAGUAGGAGGGUGUCUGCGUGGGCCACACUGUCCAUACAGACACACGAGAGGAGGUCAGAGUACAGUCUGUAAACAUUGGUUACGUCACUUGUGCAAAAAAGGAGAUGACUGUGAAUAUCUUCAUGAGUAUGACAUGUCAAAGAUGCCUCCAUGCUACUUCUUCCAGAAGUUUGGAGAGUGUAAUAAUCGCGACUGCCAGUACCUGCAUGUUGAUGCUGAGACACUCAAGGUCAAAGAGUGUGCAUGGUACGAUCGAGGUUUCUGCAAGCAUGGGCCCCUUUGUCGCAAUCGACACACUAGGAGAGUACUGUGUCAGAACUAUCUGUGUGGGUGUUGCCCAGAUGGUCUUAAAUGCAAGUUCAUACAUGCCAAGUUUGACCUCCCUCUAACUACACUCACUUCUUCAGCUACUCAACAGCUCUUUACUGGUGGUGGCUUCAACACUAAAGCAACAAGAAGACCUCUCGACCAAGUCACCUGUUUCAAGUGUGGAGAGAAGGGACACUACGCCAACAUGUGCCCUCAAUCAUUCAGAGCCAUGCAGAUGGGCCUCAUAGGUAGUCAGGCUCAACAUGCUGCCAAUGUUGGUGUGAAAUGAUUAUUAUUAUUAUGACAAAAGUCCAAUCAUAGAACAGUG